GAAUUGACGAGCCACCACUGGGAGACUCACCCCGAAUGCGCGGCGAGACGUCCGCCGCGACGUCAUUCUCCAACACUCAAUGAAUUUUGUUAUUUCGCGAGUAGCGAGCUUAAAAACAGUGCUAGGAACUUAUUAAAGAUGACCAGUGUUCAGCCCAACAAAAGUGCCGAAAAAGAAUUCAUCAUUCAACGUGUGGAAGGUUUGCUGCAAUCAUGGAAUCCCACAUCGGACUAGCAUACGGCAGAGGUGUCCGCUGCAUCUGGAGGUGAAGAUACCGAGGAAAUGGGCUCAGCGGAUGCCAAUCCUUUACGAAAUGGCUGCGAUGACAUCUGGACAUGGGACAGAAGGGAGAAAAGUCCAGAGGUCAGACUGCAUGGUCCAGGUCUUCGCAUAGCACAUUUUCAUCCAAACUGGAGUAGCGGUACUGCCGGGGUGAGAGGCACUAGAGUACUUAAUAAUGGACGAUAUUUCUGGGAGUUGCAUUUAUCAAGGAGGAUCUUUGGAACUAGUAUGAUGUUUGGUAUAGGUACGAAGAAAGCCCGUCUUCACGCAGACUCGUUCACGAACCUCUUAGGCAAAGAUAACCAAGGCUGGGGCCUAUCCCACAAGGGACUUCUCUGGCACAGCGGUAGAUGGACCCACUACACCAAACCAUUUCGAGAAAACGUCCCCACCAAAAUAGGUAUUCUCUUCGACGGUAUAGCGGGUACCAUAACGUACUACAAAGACGAAAAAUGCCUCGGAAUAGCCUUUAGGGGCUUGAACGAGAUUAAAGAGCCCCUCUACCCAAUCAUAUGUUCAACAGCAGCUAAGACUGAAAUGCUUCUAGACUCGAUGAAAAGAGACUUCGUCAAUCUUCAAGACAGAUGUAGAGCGGUCAUAGUUAAGGGAAUAAAAAACAAAGAAGACUUAGAGAAAUUGUGUCUGCCUCCUAAAAUCAGACAGUACUUAGGAGAAGCCAUUCCUGACGUAGUUCAGCCGUUCAAGCCAGUUAAUCAGAAUGUUGAGAAUUUAGGAAAUAUUUGAUCUUUUUGUAUGACCAUAAGUGAAUCUAUAGCUUCGUGAAUUUUGUAUCUUGUGCCAUUUUAAUUAUCAUAACAAACCUCUAUGACUGUUUCAACUGAAAAUUAUCGUUUAUUAACGGUUAUAACUAAAAAUGAGAGCUUUUACUAAUAGCAUCACUAAGAAAAAUUAACAAGACAAUCUAAAACGUCGCCAAAAUGGUAAAGCACAUGUUUAUUUGGGACAUCUUUAGUACUUAAACAAAUUUAAGGGUGUUUAUUUUGUUUAAAUUACAUUAAUAAUAAUUAUAAAACUUGGAUAACGUAUACCAGGUAGUGAAUCGUCAAACGGACCAUAGGAAACUCAAUGAAGAAAAGCCUGUCUGGAAAGUCUGGAAGCCCAAAUGUGGUGCGUUUAAUUGUUAUUAACAAAGUAUGGUAAAAUUAGGUGUUUUUCAGGUAUUAUUAGAAGCCCUGUAAAUAAAUUGAUAGUGUUAAGGUCUUCUCUGGUGUAUUUUUGGUCGCUGAAUCGAAUGCGACUAGUCGCGAUUACUCAAAAUAUGUUCUUAUUUUGUUAAUAACAAAAUAAUUGUUUAUUCGCCGAAAAGCUGGAAAUGCGUUAUCUACAGCAAGUUUGUAGUCAUUUUCACAGUAUUUUUAUACGCUAAAUCGAUUGUCACUAGUCGUGAUAGCUUAAACCACGUUCCGACCUUGUUAUUAAUAAAUUAUUGCAAAAAUAACGGUUUAUAGUACGUUCACUCAAGGUUUUUGCUCUAAAUUUUAAAAAACCACUUGGAAUGACAUGGAAUUUGACAUACACGUAGCUAACAUGUCAAACAAAACGAGUGAUAUUGUGCCGAUGUGCUUUUACCCUGGGGGUGAAUUUCACCCCGUUUCGGGGAUGAAAAAAGAAACCUUUAAAAUAAGUCCGCAAUUGGAUAAACUAGUUCUAAGCAACUUUUAUUCUAUAGAGCGAGUUAUUUGCGAGUGAAUAUGUUCAUUUUUCAACAAACCAAAUAUGUAACUCGAAAAGUAUUGACUUAGUGAAAAAACUGUAUAGAACAAAAGUUGCUUAGAAUUAAUCAGUUUAUCCACUUCCGGACUUAUUUUAAAGGUUUCUUUUUUCAUUCCUCAAAAGGGGUGAAACUCACUAUUACUUGUUUUGUUUGAUAUAUUACCUACGUGUAUGCCAAAUUCCAUGUCAAUCCAAGCGGUUUUUUAAGAUUUAGAGCAAAAACCGUGAGUAAACGUACUACAAACCGUUAUUUUUGCAAUAAUUUAUUAAUAACAAAGUCGGAACGUGGUUCCGACACCAGUUACCAAAGCCACCUGGUCGUAUUACAAAAUAACUCCAAAAUAAUCAUAAUUAAAAAUGUCCUAAAUUGUGGGUGGCAAAUUCAUGUGGCUCUAAAAAAUGAACCAAUGCAGAUUUUGACAUGAAACAAAAAACACAAUACUUUGGAGACAUGGUUGCAAUCGAAAAAUAAUGUUUUACAAAAAUUUGCAAACGGAAUUAUUCCACAGGAUGUUUCAAAAUUAGGAUAAAAACCACCUUUCGAUUAACCCUGUAUAAUAAGUCGAAUACAAAACUUGAUUAAAAAACUCACUAUACCAAAUUCAAAUUUAUAAAUUUUUACACAAUGUGCUAAAAAAAAUCAUCAAAAUAUGGCUAAAAAUAAAAAAACUGAAAUACUUUGAAUUUGACCAAAAUUUUGUCCGUUGCGUUUUUUUGCAUCGGAGUGUAUUAUUGAUGUCCAUACUACCCAAAAAAUUUGGUUUCGGCCUGGAGGGGGUUGUGUCACCAACAGGAUAUUUUUUUUCCUUAUUUCUCUGAACUAAGUAGGCUAAAACCCACGAAGGGUUGUACAACAUACUCUGGCAAAUGUACCUAUUAUAUUUUUGCAAAAUCUUGGAAUGUGUUUAAUUCGUAGAAUAAUUUUUUAGCAUAUGUCUACGAUACAAAUUUCAGUCAUCUACAAGUAGUUUCUCAUCACUUUUGAUGUAAAAUAAUUAGAGAAACAGGUUUAGAAUUCCCCAUUGAGUUUCCUAUAGCAUGUUUGAAUAUUCACCACCCGGUUUAUUCCAUUUCCAUCUAAUGCUUAUAGGUAACCAAUACAGCUAUAAGAAAAUUUUAAAAGUAUACAAUUAUUUUUUCUAACUCACCAUUUUUUCUUAAUUUGUAUUUUUGACAUAUAUCCUGACACAUAUUUCACGAUUAUUUCUAUGCUUUAUUCAUUAAAAACAAGAAGUGACUCAAUUCUCUAGUUAAAAUGAUAUUUCUGGAUAUAUGUAUCUGGAAGUACAAAAGCUUAAAAUACACACAUCUGAAAUACAUUUAAAGUUUAUGAUUAAGUGAUAGUUUCAUGUAUGAUGCUUCAUACUAAAGAGACAUUCCAUAAAUCGUUUCAGUAGACAAAAUUCAUUAAAUAGACAUUUACUUAUGUACAUAUCUUUGUAAGAUUUAAAUAUGUUGCUGAUUUGUAACGUGGAUGAUAAGAUGUAGUUUUUUUUUGGUGGGACAUCGUAUUUCUAUGUCUUUUCUUAGCUCUCUGUCUUCAAGUAUACAAGCGGAUCGCACCAUUUUCAACUAUAGAACAAAGAACAAGCCUCUCACAUUUUGCAGAGAGUGCACUGUACUUAGGGUUUUCUAAGAUCGACCAUUGUCAGAUGUCAAUUUCUAUUUCGAGCCAUUUUCUUUUCGAUUAUUUGCGAUAGAAAAGACGUGGUCUAUUGUCGAAUGUUAGCCGAUAUUCAGUUUGCUUUUCUGCGUCCAUUUCCUAGUAAUCCUGUCUAUACAGGGUGUUAGUAAAUAAGUAUGAAAAACUUUAAGGGAUAAUUCUACAUGAAAAAAUAAUGACAGUUUGCUCUAUAAAUGUAUGUCCGCAAAUGCUUCGUUUCCAAGAUACGGGGUGUUGAAAUUUUGUUUCAAACUACGAAUUUUUUUAUUGCUCUAAGACCUUUUAAGCUAUGAAAAUUAAAUUUGGUGCCCCAAUAUAAUAAUGCCAAACUAGAACAAUAACAAAAUAUUCCUAAAAAGAUUUUACCUUUCAAAAUUACCUCCUUUAAAGGUGACAGAGUAAUUGUCAUCAUUGGCGCGCGUACGAGUAAUGGCCCGAAUUUUUUAAAGAAAAAAAUAGUACGCCACUGAGAUAUGUCAAAUUAAAAAUCAUUUUUGAAUUCCUCGUUCAAUUUACGACAAAAAAUCGUUUUCGUCUUUUUUUCAUGAGGCGCCGUUUUUAUGCAAAAAAAUAAAAUAUCUUAACGUUUACAAAGUAUUUGAAAUAAGUUUCUAUGCAUAUUGAAUCUACCUCGAAUAAUUUGUAAGCGUUAAGAUGUUUUAUUUUUUUGUAUAAAAACGGCGCUGCCUAUGAAAAAAGACAAGAAUAAUUUUUGUCGUAAAUUGAACGAGGAGUUCAAAACUGAUUUUUAAUUUAACUUUUCUCAGCGGCGUACUAUUUUUUUUCUUUAAAAAAUUCAGACCAUCACCUGUACGGACGCCAAUGGUAAAUAUAAAAUUAUACUGUCACCUUUAAAGGAGGUAAUUUUGAACAUUUGUUGUAGCUUUGCACCUAGUUAAAAUAUUUUUAGUAAUAUUUUCUGUUAUUGUUCUACUUUGCUAUUAUUAUAUUAGAGAGUUCUUGAUAAUGUAUUAAGAAAUGAAAAAUACACUCGAAAUGUUUUAUUUUUUCGCAUAAAAACGGUGCACCAUAGGAAAAAAAUACAAGAAAGGUUCUUUUUCAUAAAUUAAACGUGGAAUACAAAAAUAUAUUUGAAUUUGAAAUACCUCAGUGGCGUACCAUUUUUUUCUUUAAAAAAAUUCAGACCAUUACCCGUAGGCGCGCCAAUGAUGAAUAUAAAAUUGUUAUUUGUUUGCCAAAAAAUGCGCAAUAACUACCUCUUGAAACCCACCAAAUGUAAUUUUCAUAUCUCAACCGGUCUUAGAGCAAUAAAAAAAUUGGCAGUUUGAAAUAAAAAUUUCAACACACUGUAUCUCGGAAACAAAGCAUUUGCGGACAUACGUUUAUAGAGCAAACUGCCAUUAUUUUCUCAUGUAGAAUUAUCCCUAAAAGUUUUUCAUACUUAUUUACUAACACCCUGUAUAUUUUUUUAUUUUCUGUAUCUUCCCUCCUCUCUCUCCAAUGGCACCACAGUCCAAAUCGAGCCUUAUGAUUUUUGAUCUCCAGUGUGUGUUUUUGGAGUUUCUUUAGGUUCCGUCUUUAAUGAAAGUUGGUGAUGCCUUUUACAGUUUUCCAGACGUCGUAACGAGCUAAUUGUCAGCGUCAACUUCCAUGUCAUAUAAUAAGAUACUGUGUAUACAGGGUGCGCCAAACCUCUGGUUUUCUUUGAUUACGGCUAAAUUAUGGGAUACACAAAAAAAUGUUUUAAACAAAAUUAAUGUAUAUCGAAGCCGUCUACAAUUUAAAAUUAUUUUCGAUUAUACAGGGUGAGUCAGAACGACGGUACGAACCAAAGUUGUUUUUUUUUUAAUGGAACACCCUAUAUAUUAAAUCACUUUUAAAUAUAUUUUUUUAAAUAUUAAGAAUUUAUAUAAGGUAUUAUAGGCCUAAAGUUAACAAUUUUCGAAAUAUUUACACUUUUAUUGAGAAAAAUGGUAAUAUUCAAAGGGCUGUGAAUUAGGCGCUGAAGGUAAUAAAAAUUUAAAUCACAUGUCAAAGUUUUUUUAGUGUACUGUUAUUGUUAAAUAAAUUAAAAUAUUUGACAUAUAGCCAUAAAAUAUACAGUGUGAUCACUAUUUGCAAAUACAAAAUUUUCUCAUUUUUUUAAAUGGGACACCCUCUAUAUUAGUAUUGCCUUUUGUAGUAAAUAUUACAGCCUUUCUUUUGGUAUAAGGUUGUAUGUACCUAGCAUGUUCCGUUUUGUAGAUAUUCAAAUAAAACUAUAGAUUUUACGUUUUUGCGGAUUUUUUAUUAAAAAAUUUUUUUGCAAAAAAAAUUAUAAUCUGGCUUUAGAAACAUACAUUAAAAUAUCAAAUAUGAAAAAAAAAACGUAAUUAAAGAUUAAAAUAGAUCAUAAUAUACUAGUACAAUUCAAUUGAAUUUAAUAUCUUAAAAUUAUUUUACAAAAAAUAUUUUACCAUACUAAUGAAUGCAUAAAUUAGUUACUAAUUAAAUAAACAACCAAAUUUGAUAUCUACCCUAGUAAUUUUUCUACCACAGCUACUUUCCUCUACCAAAUUAAUUGUUAGUUAUAUUGUAUUGACGAGUAAGAUCAGUUAAACUUUUAAUUUACCUUUUAAAACUUACAUCUUGAGAACAUAAUAAUUAUAAAGUAUACUUUGAAACAAAUGAAUGUUAAAUGUAUUAGUCAAAUUAUAUAUUAAUAUAAAUAGUAUUAACUAGUGUCACAAAAGCUGGUAACACUUUUGUAGUUGAAAUUUUUGAAAUAAUUUUUGUAUUUUAAAUUUUAAUUUUUCAACCGAACAAUUGGUGGAUAUGACAUUUAUUUUGGGCGAAACCAUUAGAAAUUAUUAUCAGCUUUUGUGACACGACUACAUAGAUACUAUUUACUUUAUAAUAUACUUCCAUAACGUUCAUUUGUUUCAAAGCAUACUUUAUACGUUCUCAAGAUGUAGGUAAAUUAAAAAGUUAUUGACUGAUCUUACUUGUAAAUACAAUUUAACUACCAAAAUUGGGUACAAUAAAGUUACUAGGGUAGAAAAAUUUCUAGGGUAGAUUUUAAAAUUGGUUGUUUAAUUUAAUAAUUAAUUUAUCCAUGUUAAUUACUUAUUAGUAUGGUAAAAUAUUGUUUGUUACAUAAUUUUAAAGUUAUUAAAUUCAAUUAAGUUGCACCUGAAUACGUUUUAUUUUAAUCUUUAAUUACGUUCUUAUUUUCAUCUUAUGAUAUUUUAGUGUAUGUUUCUAAAAUCAAAUUAUAAUUUUUUUUUGGAAAAAACAUUAAUUAAAGUUAUCGCGGAUAUAAAAUAUCCUCGAAACGUAAAAUCUAUAGUUCUUUUUUAAAUAUUUACAAAACCAAACAUGCUAUGUCCAUACAACCUGAUACCAAAAGAAAGGUUGUAAUAUUUACUACAAAAUACAAUACUAAUAUACAGGGUGUUCCGUUUAAAGAAAAUGAGAAAAUUUUGUAUUUGCAAAUAGUGAUCACACUGUAUAUUUUAUGGCUAUAAGUAAAAGAUAUUACAUUAUUUAAAAAUACCACUAUCUUAUAAAAACUUUGACCUACCACUUAAAUUUUUAUUACAUUGGAAACAUAAUCCACAGCCCUAUAAAUAUUACCAUUUUUCUCAAUAAAAAUGUAAAUAUUUCGAAAAUUAUUAACUUUAGGCCUAUAAGACCUUAUACAAAUUUUUCAUAUUUUUAAAAAGUAUAUUUAAAAAUGAUUUAAUAUAUAGGGUGUUCCAUUUAAAAAAACACAACUUUGGUUCGUACCGUCGUUCUGACUCAAGAUCUAAGACCUUUUAAGCUAUGAAAAUUAAAUUUGGUGCCCCAAUAUAAUAAUGCCAAACUAGAACAAUAACAAAAUAUUCCUAAAAAGAUUUUACCUUUCAAAAUUACCUCCUUUAAAGGUGACAGAGUAAUUGUCAUCAUUGGCGCGCGUACGAGUAAUGGCCCGAAUUUUUUAAAGAAAAAAAUAGUACGCCACUGAGAUAUGUCAAAUUAAAAAUCAUUUUUGAAUUCCUCGUUCAAUUUACGACAAAAAAUCGUUUUCGUCUUUUUUUCAUGAGGCGCCGUUUUUAUGCAAAAAAAUAAAAUAUCUUAACGUUUACAAAGUAUUUGAAAUAAGUUUCUAUGCAUAUUGAAUCUACCUCGAAUAAUUUGUAAGCGUUAAGAUGUUUUAUUUUUUUGUAUAAAAACGGCGCUGCCUAUGAAAAAAGACAAGAAUAAUUUUUGUCGUAAAUUGAACGAGGAGUUCAAAACUGAUUUUUAAUUUAACUUUUCUCAGCGGCGUACUAUUUUUUUUCUUUAAAAAAUUCAGACCAUCACCUGUACGGACGCCAAUGGUAAAUAUAAAAUUAUACUGUCACCUUUAAAGGAGGUAAUUUUGAACAUUUGUUGUAGCUUUGCACCUAGUUAAAAUAUUUUUAGUAAUAUUUUCUGUUAUUGUUCUACUUUGCUAUUAUUAUAUUAGAGAGUUCUUGAUAAUGUAUUAAGAAAUGAAAAAUACACUCGAAAUGUUUUAUUUUUUCGCAUAAAAACGGUGCACCAUAGGAAAAAAAUACAAGAAAGGUUCUUUUUCAUAAAUUAAACGUGGAAUACAAAAAUAUAUUUGAAUUUGAAAUACCUCAGUGGCGUACCAUUUUUUUCUUUAAAAAAAUUCAGACCAUUACCCGUAGGCGCGCCAAUGAUGAAUAUAAAAUUGUUAUUUGUUUGCCAAAAAAUGCGCAAUAACUACCUCUUGAAACCCACCAAAUGUAAUUUUCAUAUCUCAACCGGUCUUAGAGCAAUAAAAAAAUUGGCAGUUUGAAAUAAAAAUUUCAACACACUGUAUCUCGGAAACAAAGCAUUUGCGGACAUACGUUUAUAGAGCAAACUGCCAUUAUUUUCUCAUGUAGAAUUAUCCCUAAAAGUUUUUCAUACUUAUUUACUAACACCCUGUAUAUUUUUUUAUUUUCUGUAUCUUCCCUCCUCUCUCUCCAAUGGCACCACAGUCCAAAUCGAGCCUUAUGAUUUUUGAUCUCCAGUGUGUGUUUUUGGAGUUUCUUUAGGUUCCGUCUUUAAUGAAAGUUGGUGAUGCCUUUUACAGUUUUCCAGACGUCGUAACGAGCUAAUUGUCAGCGUCAACUUCCAUGUCAUAUAAUAAGAUACUGUGUAUACAGGGUGCGCCAAACCUCUGGUUUUCUUUGAUUACGGCUAAAUUAUGGGAUACACAAAAAAAUGUUUUAAACAAAAUUAAUGUAUAUCGAAGCCGUCUACAAUUUAAAAUUAUUUUCGAUUAUACAGGGUGAGUCAGAACGACGGUACGAACCAAAGUUGUUUUUUUUUUAAUGGAACACCCUAUAUAUUAAAUCACUUUUAAAUAUAUUUUUUUAAAUAUUAAGAAUUUAUAUAAGGUAUUAUAGGCCUAAAGUUAACAAUUUUCGAAAUAUUUACACUUUUAUUGAGAAAAAUGGUAAUAUUCAAAGGGCUGUGAAUUAGGCGCUGAAGGUAAUAAAAAUUUAAAUCACAUGUCAAAGUUUUUUUAGUGUACUGUUAUUGUUAAAUAAAUUAAAAUAUUUGACAUAUAGCCAUAAAAUAUACAGUGUGAUCACUAUUUGCAAAUACAAAAUUUUCUCAUUUUUUUAAAUGGGACACCCUCUAUAUUAGUAUUGCCUUUUGUAGUAAAUAUUACAGCCUUUCUUUUGGUAUAAGGUUGUAUGUACCUAGCAUGUUCCGUUUUGUAGAUAUUCAAAUAAAACUAUAGAUUUUACGUUUUUGCGGAUUUUUUAUUAAAAAAUUUUUUUGCAAAAAAAAUUAUAAUCUGGCUUUAGAAACAUACAUUAAAAUAUCAAAUAUGAAAAAAAAAACGUAAUUAAAGAUUAAAAUAGAUCAUAAUAUACUAGUACAAUUCAAUUGAAUUUAAUAUCUUAAAAUUAUUUUACAAAAAAUAUUUUACCAUACUAAUGAAUGCAUAAAUUAGUUACUAAUUAAAUAAACAACCAAAUUUGAUAUCUACCCUAGUAAUUUUUCUACCACAGCUACUUUCCUCUACCAAAUUAAUUGUUAGUUAUAUUGUAUUGACGAGUAAGAUCAGUUAAACUUUUAAUUUACCUUUUAAAACUUACAUCUUGAGAACAUAAUAAUUAUAAAGUAUACUUUGAAACAAAUGAAUGUUAAAUGUAUUAGUCAAAUUAUAUAUUAAUAUAAAUAGUAUUAACUAGUGUCACAAAAGCUGGUAACACUUUUGUAGUUGAAAUUUUUGAAAUAAUUUUUGUAUUUUAAAUUUUAAUUUUUCAACCGAACAAUUGGUGGAUAUGACAUUUAUUUUGGGCGAAACCAUUAGAAAUUAUUAUCAGCUUUUGUGACACGACUACAUAGAUACUAUUUACUUUAUAAUAUACUUCCAUAACGUUCAUUUGUUUCAAAGCAUACUUUAUACGUUCUCAAGAUGUAGGUAAAUUAAAAAGUUAUUGACUGAUCUUACUUGUAAAUACAAUUUAACUACCAAAAUUGGGUACAAUAAAGUUACUAGGGUAGAAAAAUUUCUAGGGUAGAUUUUAAAAUUGGUUGUUUAAUUUAAUAAUUAAUUUAUCCAUGUUAAUUACUUAUUAGUAUGGUAAAAUAUUGUUUGUUACAUAAUUUUAAAGUUAUUAAAUUCAAUUAAGUUGCACCUGAAUACGUUUUAUUUUAAUCUUUAAUUACGUUCUUAUUUUCAUCUUAUGAUAUUUUAGUGUAUGUUUCUAAAAUCAAAUUAUAAUUUUUUUUUGGAAAAAACAUUAAUUAAAGUUAUCGCGGAUAUAAAAUAUCCUCGAAACGUAAAAUCUAUAGUUCUUUUUUAAAUAUUUACAAAACCAAACAUGCUAUGUCCAUACAACCUGAUACCAAAAGAAAGGUUGUAAUAUUUACUACAAAAUACAAUACUAAUAUACAGGGUGUUCCGUUUAAAGAAAAUGAGAAAAUUUUGUAUUUGCAAAUAGUGAUCACACUGUAUAUUUUAUGGCUAUAAGUAAAAGAUAUUACAUUAUUUAAAAAUACCACUAUCUUAUAAAAACUUUGACCUACCACUUAAAUUUUUAUUACAUUGGAAACAUAAUCCACAGCCCUAUAAAUAUUACCAUUUUUCUCAAUAAAAAUGUAAAUAUUUCGAAAAUUAUUAACUUUAGGCCUAUAAGACCUUAUACAAAUUUUUCAUAUUUUUAAAAAGUAUAUUUAAAAAUGAUUUAAUAUAUAGGGUGUUCCAUUUAAAAAAACACAACUUUGGUUCGUACCGUCGUUCUGACUCACCCUGUAUAAUCGAAAAUAAUUUUAAAUUAUAAACGGUUUUGAUGUACAUUAGUUUUGUUAAAGCUAUUUUUUUUUUGUAUAUCCCAUAGUUUAGCCGUAAUCAAAGAAAACCAGAGGUUUGGCGCACCCUGUAUAGCAUUUACAUAGCAAGGACAUAUUAUGAGCGAGUGAAAAAUAGGCUUUGUUUCCUUUUAUUAUUAUUCUUUGAGUUUUCGGUUCUUCUGGAUCCAUUCGUGCUUAAUGCUUAAACUUUCUACAGUUUUUUUUUUCUCUGAUUUUGGCCUUGGUUUAGAACUAGAACCUUUAGCCACGUAAUUGUAUAACUUAUCACUAAGUCAGGGGAGUAAUAAUGUGUAGUGUGUGUGUUGAGUAAGUGUCUUGUUACUUUGCAAAGUUGACGUCAUUUUUUUUAAUAUCGCCAAACUUUCUACAGUUUUAAUAUCGCCUUAUAAUUCAACUCUGCGUUUCCCCUAGGUCUUGCAUGUGUUAGUAUUUUUGUCUUUUGAAUAUCUUUUCCUUGUAUGGUUUUUUGCCCUGUUUUUAAUUGUGAGUAGGUAUAGUUCUGCCACCUCUGCCGAUCUGAGACCUAACACUGAUGUCGUCGGCAAAAGCGGCAAUCUGUAUUGAUUUAUUUGUUAGCAAAUUAGCUCUUCGUAUAUUCAACCCACUUAUCACGUGUUCUAGAGACAGGUUGAAUAUCAUACUGUACGUAAAGUAUCUUAGAUCCUUUGCCACUUUAUUUUGACAAAAACAAGUUGAUAUGCUGUUUAAUGAAUUUUCUGUGAUUAUAUUAAUAUAAGAGUCUAAUUAGACUAAUUGUAUAUUUAACCUGCUUUUCUUGUGAUUGUUAAUUCACAAGUAAUUUUGUACAAACCUUUUAAUCGGACGAAAGGCCAGUGGUGUCAUGUUACCUUAAAAAUUGUAAAAAGUAAAUAUAUUCAAACAUUUUAGGAUUAUCGUGCAUAUAUUAGGAAUACAAAGAUCUAUCAAAGUUCGCCUAUAUUCAUACUUUAUUUAUUUGCUAAUUCAUACACAUUGCUUAAUGUUAAGUUCCUUCUUCAAAAAACUUUUGUCUAUGUCGGAAUUGGGUGAGUUUUAACAAUAUUGCGUGGAUUUUUACAUUUUGACUGAAAAUCUGCUAUUCGCUCCGUGCAUGACUGACGAGACACCUAGCGUAGUCGUCUGACAUAUUUGGCGACCACAAUUUGACGUUAAGCAUAUGACAUACACACAUCGGCAAAAUUAACGGGACACCUUAAAAAUGGGACAUGUUAAUGUCUCGAAUUUCCUAAACCCGUUGUCCGAUUUUAGUCAUUUUCAAGUAGGUCAUAGCCUUAUACUUUAACAAUAUCGCUGUAAUAUUGUUGCUAAACAGGUAAACUUUCAUUGUAUACCGAGUGGACCAAUCAAACUGUCUUUUUCUUAAAGUUCACAACACUCUGUGGAAUAUUCUAGCAUUCAUAAAAUGCUGAAAUUAAAACCCAACUAUAACCCAUGCUUAUAUUGGAUAAUAAAAAAAGUUACGUACGUAUACUCAUGAAAAGCAUGGCUAGUUGUUAAAGAUAAGAUAGAUAAAUAUACAAGGUAUAUUUACUAUUAAUAUUAUUAAUAUACUGGUAUAUUUAUCAAUAAACGAUAAUAUAUUAAAUAAAAUAUAAUAUGGAAUUAAAGUGCGCAUGCGUUGUCGUACUAAAAGUCACCGACAGGGUCCGCGAACGAACAUAACGUCCUAUUAGAGGUAAAACUCACUAAGUGCAGUUUUUGAGAUUUUGACAUUUUCAUCAAUUUGAACUCAAGACCGUACUGCCCAGCCCUGGAGAAGUCACCUGGGGCUCUAACCCUUAUAAUUGCUGAGAUAAUUUAUGGUAUAAUUCCCUAAGUGCGUUAUUGUGAAUUUCGGUUUCAGGGUAAAGCUCAUUAAGAUUUAUUAUUGCACUUAGUGAAUUUUUCCUUACAAUAUGGAGUGCAUUAUUGUGAAUUUCGGUUUCAGGGUAAAAUUCAUUAAAACUUAAUAUUGCAGUUAGUGAAUUUUUCCUUGCUAUCUGGAGUGCCGAAUCGGUACUUAGUGAUCUUUCAAACAAUACAUUAGUAAACUUAACUGUGUAUUGUUUUUUAUUGUGUGCAUUAUCUAUUCGGCGACUGAUUAAAGAAAUGAGUUUAAAUUAUUUCUUUGUAGCAGAUAUCUUACAUAAACUGUAACAUAAUGUAUUUUGCGAAUAAGCAGGCGACUUGUGUGUUAUACUGUAUUGUUGAAACUGUAUACAUAUUAUAUUUGUGUGCAUUAUCUGUUCGGCGAUUGAUUAAAGGAAUAUUAGUUUAAAUUUCUUUGUAACAGAUAGCUUACAUAAAGGGUAACAUAAUCUAUUUUGCGAUUAAGCAGGCGACAUUUGUGGCUGUCAUAAAUUCCUAAAAAUGAAUGUUGAUAUUUCAACAAUAACAUUACUUCUGUUUCUAUCGCAUGUGAUUUUAUAGAGGCAACUGUUUUGUAUAAACUUAUUUGUUUUAUUAACAUUUUAUUCAUUACCUAUUUCUUUCAUUUUGAGUCCCAACGUCAUGAUACUUUAUGAAGACAAAUUCAUUAACUUCUCAAUAUCCAAUAAAAUUGUGUUCAUGGAAAAACUCAUCAAGUACAAAGUGUAGUUAGUGAGUUUUACUUCUAAUAGGAUAUCAACAUCCAAAUUGUGUUCGUGGAAAAACUCAUCAACUACAAAAAUAAUUGAUCUAAUAUUGAUAAUAUCAUAGCUCAUGUGACGAAACAUGGCUUAAAAUAACUGUUUUUUUUUAUUCUUUAAAAUUGCAUUAAAAAAAUCCAAUAUUCAAGUCAGGUGAAUUUAAAAAACAAUUUGUACCAUUAACUCGAUUUUUCUCCACUUUCUGAAAAGUGUAGUUAGUGACUUUUACCUCUAAUAGGACGAUAAUAACACUGACAUUACAAAAAUUCGCCAAAAUUGUCAUAUUUCGCCGCUACGAACACUGGCAGUCUCGUGUAUCCCCACCAUGGUCACGCACGGAGCGAAUAUACGACAAAAAAUUACUGUAUUUAAUGAAAAAAUGAGGAAAUUUACUGCAAAAGAAAUUUUUGAAUUUUUUGCACGUUUUUUCUUACGUCUUAGUCGCUUCAAUUUGUUUUAUUUAUUGUUAAUCUAGUCAAACUUAUUUAUUUUUGUGAUACAUAUUCUCGAUCUGUUUUAUAUUUAACGAUAUGUAGCAUAGUAUAGGAAAAUAUAUUAGAAUUAGUAUAGUCAUUAAAUUUAUUUGCACAAAGUGUGUAUUAGUUUGGCCAAUUUGUGCAAUAAAAAUGUAAAUAAAGAUGAAAACCUGACGUAGAAUACAUUCCAGUGAAUUUGAAAGUCACAAACUGUUCCAUUUUUGUUAAUAUUAAAAUAUUGAAACAAUAUUACACAACAGAUAAAGAAAAAUAUGAUAGCAGUGAUCGCUUCUAAGAUUCUAUAGUCUUUAUCUUUUUUCAACAUUGCCUGCAACAUUUUUAUGAGCAUUUUCUUUAAAAUCAAUCGAAUUAACUCUCAAGCUGAUACUUUGGAAUAACCUUUGGAACACCAAUAAUUAAAUAUUACCGACGAUAGAAUAAAACUUAUCAAAACUUGUUUUAACGCCUACACAUAUACGCAUCAUCGCAUUCAAUAAAAAUUCAACCACAAAUUUAUUCUUUAUGCAUUUGAAAGACGAAAUCAAUGAAGGAAAGAUGUGAAAACUGUGGGAUUUCCUAGGGAAACCUGCCUGAAAGUUGAAUUUUCUUUUGUAAAGAAAAUCGCAUGUGCUGCGAGGAUUUUUUGCCCAUUUGACGAAUCGAUAAAGGAGUAUUGAUUCUUUUUUUUUUAAUUUUGGCAUAAGGGUUGCUGGUGCCCUAAGGCUAUUAUGACCUAAACAUGUAAUGUUAGUAGGUCAUUGUCCGUAAUUUUCUCUUUUAUGUCACUUGAAAGUUUCUUAUUUUUCACGAUAAGAAACAAAAGAAAGCCUAACGGCAAGGUGGAAAAAGGAAAUUUUCACCUUAAAUAAAUUGAGGAAAAUUCGAUUUUUAGAAAAUUAAAUCAGGUGUUGUGAAAACAACAGUUAAAAUUAAUUCGCAUUUUUAUGAAUCUCUCUUGUAAAUCUGUUGGGACAAUCUGUAUUGUGUUUGAAAGAUUUAAUUCUCUGAAAACUUGAGUGUUAGUGUUGUGUUAGGACACAAAAGAUAACGGACAUAUGGUCGCUGCUUUGGCGUCUUCGGUGGUCGCAAGGGUAUAAACGUGUGUGGAUGCCAUGGAUUACGCUCUUGUUAAGUGACAUUCAGUCCCUUAAAACAAAAUAUUGCAGUUUUAGAAUAAAAACUGGGUAGUCCCUCGCCAGCCUCUCUACGGCGAAAUGUGUGCUCCUCUUUUCGUCGUGAAAAUACGUUACGCUCUCAAAAUAAUUACCCCUCUCGCUAAUUGUCAACACGGAAAUUUGUAUAAUAGACUCUUUCUCUCUUUUUCGCUACUAAGACAAUCUAUCGUUAAGCCGCUUAUUUGUCAAACUCGUUGUUGUUAAUAAAUAUUUUUGUCGCUUAUCACUUUUAUUUCUCGUGUGCACAACCCUUCAUAUCGUGUUAAUUAGUAACUAUAAAACCCGACCAAAUAAAUUCUCAGAACCAUUCGCCCUAAAAGUUCACUAGUUUGUUAAUAUCGAAGGACUCUAUUGCUUUGGGACAUAUGCGUGUGGUCCUAAAAUAUUCACCUAUGUCCAAUUAGGCAAAAGGUAAUAAUUAAACCCUUUUCGCCACUGUUGGGGUGAGAUUCAAUAAAACCUCACACCACCAGGUUGAACUUUAAAUUUCCUUCUUUAAAGCCUAUCUCACAUGACACUUUUAGUACACAGAAAGGCAUUUGGGAUAAAAUCGUGGUUAAACUUAGUAUUGAAAUCUGACAGUACCUACACAUACUUAUUUGGUUAAACAUAAAUGAUAUUGAUAUUACUUCACACACUGUCUUAAUCACACAUUUCUAUACACCGCAUUCAUGAAAUCUGAAAGUUGUAUUAAUAUAUAUUUUGUAUAUACUUAAAAACUUUUAAAAAUGUAAACUUGUAUUAAAUUAUGAAAAACGUGGCAUUAGAAAAAUAUUAAUAAAAUUGGUAAUUUUC
Molecule: messenger RNA, 16018 nt
Organism: Diabrotica virgifera virgifera (western corn rootworm)
Lineage: Eukaryota; Metazoa; Arthropoda; Insecta; Coleoptera; Chrysomelidae
Gene: SP555
Product: SPRY domain-containing SOCS box protein 3
Exons: 4
Coding region: 283-1026 (247 amino acids)
Biological process (GO): proteasome-mediated ubiquitin-dependent protein catabolic process
Cellular component (GO): SCF ubiquitin ligase complex
Molecular function (GO): protein binding
Source: RefSeq, a predicted model, not a curated record